Molecule: messenger RNA, 2407 nt
Organism: Coregonus clupeaformis (lake whitefish)
Lineage: Eukaryota; Metazoa; Chordata; Actinopteri; Salmoniformes; Salmonidae
Product: fibrous sheath CABYR-binding protein-like
Exons: 3
Coding region: 62-1444 (460 amino acids)
Source: RefSeq, a predicted model, not a curated record
UUGACCACGACUGUAGUUUUGUGUUUGUGCAGUAUACAGGCAGCCUUUUUGUCUUUCUUGCAUGACUAACAUGACUGUUGCUUCUCUUUCAGAUGCUGUGUCUGACAUCCUGUCUGCCUCCAUGAAGCUCCUGGGCAGCUCUGAGAUCGCUGCUGCCUCCAUAGCCGAGAGGAGGCUCAUGCCUGCCGUCCAACAACUAGAAGAGCGGACUGAAGAAUCCUCGCUCGCCCCUGCCAAGGACGUUCUAGAACCCCUGGAGGUUCCGGAAACUAAGGUAGAGGAGGAAGUACUAUCUGUGGAGGGUGGAAUGGCAGUAGAAGCAGCAGCUGAAGAAGGCGAAGCAGUUGUCGUGGAAACCGAAGAGCCCAAACCAGAAGAGGAGGCUGUUGUUGCUGCCCCUGAUGUCGCAGAAGAGGAAGUGGUUGCCGAGGUGACCCCUGAGCCAGAGGAAGUAGUGCCGGUCACCGUAGAGGAGGCUCCAGCUGCUGUUGCAGAGGAGGAGGAGACAGCUGCACCUCCCCUAGAGGCCCCAGAGCUCCCUGCCGCUGUGGAAACACCUGAGGUGGAGGCUCCUGCAGAGGAGGAGGAGACCGCUGCACCUCUCCUAGAGGAGGCAGCAGAGCUCCCUGCCGCUGUGGAAGCACUUGAGGCGGAGGCUCCUGCUGAGGCACCAAUAGAAGAAGCACCAGCAGUAGAGGAAUUUGCCACAGUGGAAGAGGCAGCGCCAGUGGAAGAGACCCCAGCAGUGGAAGAGGUUGCAGUAGUAGAAGAGACUGCACCAGUUGAAGAGACCCCAGCAGUGGAAGAGGUUGCAGUAGUAGAAGAGACUGCACCAGUUGAAGAGACCCCAGCAGUGGAAGAGGUUGCAGUAGUAGAAGAGACUGCACCAGUUGAAGAGACCCCAGCAGUAGCCGGAGAGGUGCCAGUUGCAGAGAAGGAUGCCCCAGUUGAGGAAGCCGCUGAGGUGGAGGAACCAGCAGCAGAGGAGGCUGUGGAGGCAGCCCAAGUGUCCGAGGAUGAGGCACUCAUCGUGGAGGUGAUGAUGCUGGCAGCAGCCUCAGCCUUGGAUGUCGUCAAAGUAGAGGCAGAGGCAGCCCCGGCUGAGGAAGUCAAGGAGACCCUCUUCACUUCAUGCCAUGAAUGUGAAGCCCCAGCUUCUGAGGCUUCCCCAGUUCAGGCUGCGGAGGCAGAAGUCACCCCCAUGGAAGCAGAGGUUGUAGAGGCUGCAAGUGUGGAGGAAGUAGAGGCUCCCCUUGCUGGUGUGGAGGAGGCAGUCGUCGAGGGUGAGGCGGUCGUCGAGGGUGAGGCGGUCGUCGAGGGUGAGGUGACAGCCAAGGAGAGUGCCACCGAUUGGCCUGCUGAGGUGACCGCAGAGGCAGUGGAGGAAGCCAAGGUGGAAGGAGAGACUGCCAGGACAGUAAAAAGGUCCUGCUCAGUGAUGUAAUAGUACAGAAGGUGCACAGAGUAUGAGCCUGAUGUUGGUGACAGCCAGGUCCUGACUGGAGACCAGCGAGAUGUGCCUUCUGGAACAGUCAACACCCACAGCUGUCAAUCAAACAGGAUGAUCAACACAGAACACACAGAAUUAGAACUGGUUUGAAUUUGCUUCUAUAAUUCUAUUCAGCUGUAAUUAUUAUUUAAUUGUUGUCUAAUGACAGCAGUUGUCAACCUGGUCACUACAUUCCAGGUUCUCAUUCAGUUUCUUGGUCUUCUCCUUGUACUAUCCCUACCUAUGGUGAGGUGACACUUCUAUAAGGGUUUGAAGUCUGACUUUAUCCCUAGGGAGAGACCCAAAUGGUACCCUAUCCCCUAUAUAGUGCACUACUUUUGACCAGGGCCAUUUGGGACGCACAUCAACUAUUUUUUUUAGUAACACUGUUCCCCAAGUGCCACUAUUACAAAGCUGACCAAGACCACUUGAUUGUAUUUUAAGUUACUUGAUAGAUGAUCGUAUACUUGAAGGAAUGACGAUGGCUAGUAGAUUCUGACUGGAUUUUUUUUUUGGAUUCAAUGAAAGAAUAUCUGAAUUGGUGUAUAAACCAGUAGGCUAUUAGACAACAUCUAGAUGAUUGUGUUCUUGAAGGACAGAUGGGUUAGUUCUGCAUGGAGUUUUUUGAUUCAAUCAGGGAAUAUCUAGAGUAAGUCUAGUUCACAAGCCAGUAGACUGUUGGUAGACAGUAUUGUACCCAUGUGAUGUAAAAUGAAUAAUAUGUAAAAAAUAUAAUGUAUUUUUCAGUUCCGAUAAGAAUGUAUGUAAUAGUUUUGCAGGUGGGGUUGGUUGUGUGUGUGACACACAGUAUGGAAAUAAUAGUUGUCCAAACUAUCCUGUGGUUAUAUACAGUGCUUUCGUAAAGUAUUCAGACCCCUUGACUUUUUCCACAUUUUGUUACGUUACAGCCUUAAUCUA